UGACAGUUCAGAACUCCAGCGCAAAUGAAAAUCGUUGGUAUUUCGUGGAAAAGAAUGCAUACAAAACUUACAAACUGAUAGGCGUGUCUGUUGUAGUGUGAAGUGUUUGUAGGGAAGGUACAAUUUCUUAUUUAAUUAUAUACAAAAAAUAGGGGUACGAAUAUGGUAGUGUAGAUACUGUUACGUCGGUUUAAUUACGUGGCAGGACAAUCGGGUUUGUGAAAUGUUAUAGACAAAAUAGAUUUGUAUGGUUGUGCUAUACAAAUGAGACAAGUUUUGCGAAGAAAAACCUCGGGGGAAUGGCGUCACUAAUAGAAAGCCACGCGCAACAAUAUGCUGUUUUGACAGCAGAUAUCACAGCCAAAAUAGGAAAGCUGGCAACUCAUGCGGAUAAAAAGAGUAUUAGUCAGGAGAUCGAAAGACAUGUCGAAGAGGCUCAAGAGCUGCUUGAGCAGAUGGAGCUGGAAUCACGGGAGGCUGAACCUGCCGUUAGACCCAGGCUGAGAACACAGCUUGACAGUUACAGAGCAGAACUCAAAAGAUUGACCCAAGAGUUUACAAAAGUUCGCAACACACAAUUUGAGGAUGGUCUUUACUCUCAAGAUGAUAUUUACAGUAACAGUGUCAAUGUUACUGAGGAACAAAAGCGAUCACUAUUGGAUAACUCAGAGAGACUGGAGAGAACGGGAAAGCAAUUGACAACAGGCUAUCGCAUGAUUUUGGAGACCGAAGAAAUUGGUUCACAGGUUUUACAGGAUCUGAAUUCUCAGCGGGAAACUAUACAGCGAUCACGAAAUAGGCUACGAGAAACGAAUGCAGAACUUGGCCUUAGUUCAAGACUGAUAAGUGGAAUGUUGAGACGUUCAUGGAUACAUCGAUUUAUAUUGUAUGGUGUUGCUGUGGUCUUUGUUGUGACAAUUGUUGUCGUCAUCAGUUUAGUGGUAAUGAAACAUACUAAUUAAAAUUGUAUUUAAUGAUGGAACUUCUGAGUUUCUGAGAGCCAUGUAUCUAAUUAAUAUGGUGCCAAUGUAGUAUUCAUUGUAUGGUUGUGCCAUGGCAACUGUAUGUUUUAAGGUUGUAAACAUUCCUGAUUUUACAUA
Schistocerca piceifrons (Central American locust) is the source of this 1100-nucleotide messenger RNA. RefSeq names its product vesicle transport through interaction with t-SNAREs homolog 1A (gene Vti1a). The transcript is spliced from 5 exons. NCBI's taxonomy places the organism in Eukaryota, Metazoa, Arthropoda, Insecta, Orthoptera, Acrididae. Gene Ontology annotation, molecular function: SNARE binding; SNAP receptor activity. The record is from RefSeq and is a predicted model, not a curated record. Bases 300 to 962 code for a protein of 220 amino acids. Gene Ontology annotation, cellular component: SNARE complex; endoplasmic reticulum membrane; Golgi apparatus. Gene Ontology annotation, biological process: macroautophagy; retrograde transport, endosome to Golgi; vesicle fusion with Golgi apparatus.